GGUGGCGAUGCAGGGAUUGGUAGAAGCCAGUAAUGUGCUCUUGCUUGACCACAAUGUCUCGUUCAUCCAACGCUUGCAGUAAGGCUUGUCGAUCUAGGAUGGAACGGGGAGAGGGAGCGGGACGACCUCGGCCCUUCUUGGGCUUGAUAGAAAUCGAUGAAGAAGACUCUGCAGGCAUCUGGAUUGGAAUGGCUAGUUCAGUACGGGCUUGGGUUGAGUCUUAACUGAGACGGCUGGUUUGGUUGCAGCAGCAGCAACUUCUUGUUGUGUUUUGUUGUUGCGGUCGUUUUUUUGUUGGCAGUUUGCAACCUUGGUCGUUUCGUGUAUGCGUAUGGUUGUGCGGUUCUGGCCUGCGAGGCUGCCUCGCGCCGCCAAAGGUACCGGUGGGUUGUGGAUCCUGAGCAUUUGUGCGUCUUUGCUGAGGUGGCGAAACAUCAAAUUGUUUUGAUAGCUUCAUUGGCUUGGAAAUGGAUGGCUCACACAAAAGGGUCAAGUUGAAGAUUUGUGACGCGCUGGGAACCGUCAACUCUCUUCGGGAAGCAUCUUUACGUGGAGCCUGCGCCACCAAGAAAAUCUGAAACCCAUCAAAAGAAAAAAGAGAUACGUUGCCGUACAUCCACUGGAAGUUCAGAACACAGUGUAAUAGUUAUCAAUCAGGCUACAAGUGCAAAACAAAGGCCACAAUUUAUUCUUCUACCAUCCAAUAACACACAACCUCUUUUCCUACCAAUUUUUAUUAGAAUCAAAAUGAAGUUCUCUGCGGCUGUUGCAACUCUUUUCUUGGCCUCGGCUACUGCCUUUGCCCCUUCUGCUUUCACUGCCAAGCCCACAACAGCUCUUCAAGGUUUCUCCUCGAAAGUCUUUGAGACUCAAGAGGUUUCCUUUGCUGAUACCAAGGAAACCAUUGUCAAGGGAGGAAGAGAUCUGUUUCCUCUCCUUCCCAAAGCUUUCGAAGGGAUUGAACGCAUCGGGGUCAUUGGAUGGGGAUCGCAGGCUCCUGCCCAGGCACAAAACUUGAAGGACUCCCUCGCAGAAUGCGGAGCUGACAUUAAGGUCACCAUUGGACUCAGAGAGGGAUCUUCCUCCUGGGAACAGGCCAAGGAAGUUGGAUUCUCAGAGGAUGAGGAGACCCUAGGAGAAAUGUUCGAUGUCAUUAGCAAAUCCGAUUUGGUCGUUCUCCUCAUCUCCGAUGCCGCUCAGGCUAAACUAUACAAAGAAAUCUUCGAGGCCAUGAAGCCUGGAGCCACCCUCGGACUUAGCCACGGAUUCCUUCUGGGACAUUUGGAUUCCAUUGGAGAAAAGUUCCCAGAGGAUAUGGAUGUCAUUGCCGUCUGCCCCAAGGGAAUGGGUCCCUCCGUCCGUCGUCUUUACGAACAGGGUAAGGAAGUUAACGGAGCUGGAAUCAACUCAUCUUUCGGUGUCCACCAGGAUGUCAGCGGAAAGGCCACCGAUUUGGCCUUGGGAUGGGGUAUCGCACUUGGAUCUCCUUUCAUGUUCGAGACCACUCUCCGAUCCGAAUACAAGUCCGAUAUCUACGGAGAACGUGGAAUCCUCUUGGGAGCCGUACACGGAAUUGUCGAAUCCCUCUACCGUCGCUACCAACGCCAAGGAAUGAGCCCCGAACAAGCCUUCCUGGAAUCUUCUGAAUCCAUCACUGGAAACAUUGUCAAGAUUAUUUCCACUCAAGGAAUCAAGGCUGUCUACGAUUCCCUCAACGACGAAGACAAGGUCACAUUCCAGACCGCCUACUCGGCAUCCUACAAACCUGCCAAGGAAAUCCUGCAAGAAAUCUACGACGAGGUUUCUUCUGGAAACGAAAUCCGAACUGUCAUUAUGCACGGUGCCCGCUUGGACCGAUACCCCGUCGGCAAAAUUGAUGGAACCGAUACCUGGAAGGUUGGUGAAAAGGUCCGCGCCGAACGUGACGAAGAAAACAUCCCCCUCAACCCCUUCACAGCAGGUGUGUACGUUGCUACAAUGAUGGCACAAAUUGAUGUCCUCUUGGAGGAGGGACACCCCUAUUCGGAAGUUGUCAAUGAGUCCGUCAUCGAGGCUGUCGACUCCUUGUGCCCAUACAUGCACUACCGAGGUGUUGCCUUUAUGGUCGACAACUGCUCCUUCACAGCCAAGACGGGAUCUCGUAAAUGGGCACCCCGAUUUGACUACAUUCUGGAUCAGUUGGCAUACACAGCGGUCGAUAAUGGAGCCGCCAUCAACGAAGAGCUGAUUGCUGACUUUGAGAAACACACUGUCCACCAAGCUGUAGAAGAGUGUUGCAAGCUUCGACCGGCUGUGGACAUCAGUUUGUUCGCAGAAACAAGUACCAAGGAGAUCGUGAUCCAGUAAGCACUUGCUGUUGUUAGGGCGAAAAGAAAAGUGAGAGAGUAGUUUCUAAAUGAGUAUUAGAUGGUUCAUGGUAAAACGUCGGCUCUUGAUGACCUUGCAAUUGGAGCAGCGCUGGAUUAUGUAGGUGAUCCCAUGAACGUGGCGGCACACCGGUGCCUUGAAACUGCCUCAUUGGCACAGUAUUUUAAAAGUGCAGCCUCUGGGAACUUGGACCCCCAAUGUAGCUAGCGAAGUGACAGAAGAUGUAUCUACCCACCCCCCGCAAAGAAAUCUACCGUACAGUACGGUACCAUACUAGCUGGUAAUGGAUGGGCAAGACGUUAGCUUUGUUCAUUAUGCCCGCCAGCUUGCUCAUGACACCUGCUGUGUUGAUUUUGUCGGAUGCCCGGAGCCCGGUGUUGGACAUGAGGAGGAGGAGGACGGCUACUUGGCAGCUUUUGCUGUGUUUUAGCAUUUUUUUGCCAUCA
Seminavis robusta is the source of this 2813-nucleotide messenger RNA. The record is from the annotation of a GenBank genome assembly. NCBI's taxonomy places the organism in Eukaryota, Bacillariophyta, Bacillariophyceae, Naviculales, Naviculaceae.